AUUCUGCACCAAGUACAUCAACGUUUGGUUUGGUGGAUGGAUGCGUUUACGUUCCCUAAGGCGUGACUGCGUCCUGUUUUGCUGGUUUGGGCUGGUUGUGAUGCUGCACAGCUGCAGGGAGAAAUUGCAUGAAGUGUGCGUGCGUGCAUGUGUGUGUGUGUGUGUGUGUGUGUGUGUGUGUGUGUGUGUGUGAUUACGCAUGGUUUUGGAAAGACAGAAAAAGAGGAGUUCCGCACAGGCAGGUGGAAGGAUGCUGGUCAGGAGAUAACCCCAACGAGAUUAAUUCGGGAUAGUUUUUAGUCUUCCCCUGCGCGGAGCAGAGCAGCACAUGGAUUUUAUCUCCAGAGUUACGCAGCGCGUCCUGUCUCCACUCUGACUCGUUGGUCUCCAAAAGAGACAACCUUAGACUUUGGCCCUAAUUCCUCUCCAAAAUGAAUUUCGACCAAAUCCUGGCUGCCAUCGGAGGAUUUGGGAAAUACCAGAAGAUUCUGUACAUAUGGAUCUGUUUACCUCAAAUCCUCCUCGCCUUCCACAUGAUGGCGAGCGUCUUCACCGGAGCCACGCCGCCCCAUCAGUGCCAGGAAGGCUCCAGUUCAGGCGUACGGAAUCAGACUUUCAUCCCAGGAUCAGUCACCGGGAACGCCAGCUUGCUGGACGUCUCCUGCUUCUUCCUGGAGAACCGGACGGAGCGCGUCCCGUGCGUCCAAGGAUGGGUCUACAGCCAGGAGGUGUUCCAGAGCACCACCGUCACCGAGUGGGACCUGGUGUGCACCAAUGCAGGAUUCAACAGUCUUGGAUCAUCCAUCUACAUGUUUGGCUUGUUGGUGGGUUCUGUGGUGUUUGGAGCCAUGGCCGACAGGUACGGUCGACGUUUCGUCCUGCUGCUGUCCAUCGCUCUCCAGACCAUCUUAGGGGUUGCUGUGGCUUUCGCACCCAACUUCCCUGUUUACGUGCUUCUCCGCUUUGCAGUUGGAACCACCAUAUCUGGAGUCAUCAUCAAUGCCUUCGUACUUGGUACUGAGUGGACAUGCACCAAGAGACGGAUGCUGGCUGGCAUCAUCACAGACUACACCUUUGGCCUUGGCUACAUGCUCCUUGCGGGAGUUGCGUAUCUGAUACGAGACUGGAGAAAACUGCAGCUGGCUAUAUCAGCUCCAGGCUUCCUGUUGAUCUUUUAUAUAUGGGUGCUCCCCCAGUCUGCCCGUUGGUUGCUGGCCAACGAUAGGCGAGAGGAGGCCGUUGCACUUCUGAGGAAAGCAGCACUUGUUAACGGACGGGUUUUACCUCCUGCCUUCCAGGUGGAAAAGUGGGAGAUCUCAGGUGGAGCCAAGCGGAAUCACUCGGUGUUGGAUCUGGUACAAACACCACAGAUGAGGAAGAGAUCCGUCAUCUUGUUUUACAUCUGGUUUGUAAAUGUGCUGGUGUAUUAUGGGCUCUCCCUGGGUGUGUCCAGGUUAGGGACAAACCUCUACCUGACUCAGUUUGUGUUUGGGUUGGUUGAGAUCCCAGCUCGUACUAUGGUCCUCCUCGUCCUGCCCCUAAGCCGCCGACUCAGCCAAAGUGGUUUCCUGGCUGUUGGGGGUCUCGCCUGCCUCCUCAUGCUCACAAUCCCUGCAGAUCAUCCCAACGUCCUGACUGGUCUCGCCAUGGUAGGCAAGUUUGGUAUAACGGCUUCUUUUGCAGUCAUCUACGUUUACACUGCUGAGAUAUUCCCAACUGUGGUAAGGCAAACGGGAAUAGGUGUGUCCAGCAUGUUUGCAAGGAUGGGUGGUGUGCUAGCACCUGUUAUCAACAUGCUGCAUAACCACAGCCCGGCUACGCCCCUCAUCCUCUUCGGUGUUUCUCCGCUCCUGGGGGCCAUGCUUGCCCUGGCCCUGCCUGAAACUGCUGACAGACCCUUGCCGGACACAUUGGACGAUGCAGAAAACUGGGAUGAUAGUUUGGCUUCCAUUAAGGGAAACAUUCAGCUGUGUGAAAAAUUUGAUCCAACAGCAAACAGCACGGAGAAGCAGGAGCUGCAACAACUAGCGAACUAGACUCAGCUGUGCGUAAAAGGAUGAACACACUCCAUCAGUCAGCCGUACAGCCUCAACACCCCCCCAACCCAACAGAUCUAUGCAACUACCCAUCAGGGUGUGAUUAUGAGUCCUGUGCAAAGGAAGCCAAACGCACGCCGAAGGAGCACGUGUUCACACUCAAGACGCACAAAGGAAGCAUUCAUGGUUUCUGCCUCGGCCAAUAAAAAAGCUGCUAUUCCAGCAGACGCAGCGUUGCGUUUUACAGUUCUCUGUACCCUCCUUCAGUCUGUAACCUUAACCCAGCUUUGUGAAGUGUUACCAUAUAUGAGAAAUGCAGACAAAACAGCGAGUUUACCUUGAAACUUGGUAGGUACACUUUACCAAUUUAAGAAUAAACCUUGAAUAAGA
This is a messenger RNA of Nothobranchius furzeri (turquoise killifish), 2426 nucleotides long. RefSeq names its product solute carrier family 22 member 13. The record is from RefSeq and is a predicted model, not a curated record. Gene Ontology annotation, cellular component: membrane. Gene Ontology annotation, molecular function: transmembrane transporter activity. Gene Ontology annotation, biological process: transmembrane transport. Lineage: Eukaryota; Metazoa; Chordata; Actinopteri; Cyprinodontiformes; Nothobranchiidae.